Messenger RNA from Anoplopoma fimbria (sablefish), 3817 nucleotides. RefSeq names its product zinc finger protein, FOG family member 2a (gene zfpm2a). The transcript is spliced from 8 exons. The coding region runs from base 179 to 3748 and encodes 1189 amino acids. Gene Ontology annotation, molecular function: RNA polymerase II-specific DNA-binding transcription factor binding. NCBI's taxonomy places the organism in Eukaryota, Metazoa, Chordata, Actinopteri, Perciformes, Anoplopomatidae. The record is from RefSeq and is a predicted model, not a curated record. Gene Ontology annotation, biological process: heart development; cell differentiation; positive regulation of transcription by RNA polymerase II. Gene Ontology annotation, cellular component: nucleus.
CGCGUAAAAAAAAAAAAAGUAGCGGUGCCCCCGUUCUUCUUUUUCUUUCUCAAUUUCCGUCAGACACACACACACACACAACCAGACAAAAUAACCCUAAACCGGCUGCUUGGAUGAACCAGAACCUAUCGAUCUGUCAGUACUACACCUGGAUUCAGUGACCAGCCGCACAGCAGGCAUGUCCCGAAGGAAGCAGAGCAACCCGAGGCAGAUCAAACGUCCUCUGGAGGAUGGCCUGGAGGAAGAGGAGGAGGAGUGCGUCUCCGAGGAGAACGAGCUCUUGGCCAAAGACGAGUUCUCGGCGGAGGAGAACUUCUCCGCAGAGUUUGAGGCGGAGAACAUGAGCUGUGAAGAGAUGGAGUACUUCUGCAGCAAAGGAGAGGAAGAUGGCAACCGAGAAGCAGGAGAGUCGGAGAUGGACGGGCAGGGCGAGAAGACCAGGCAUACCGCCGUGGGGCCCGAUGACUGGGACGGUCCAAGAGAGCUGGAUGGCUUUCUUAAAGAUGGCGAGCGUCGGAUCCACAGCCGGCAGCAGCUCCCCGUGGGGACGACAUGGGGACCCUUCGAUGGGAAGAUCGAGAUGAACACUGACAGCACUGCACUGAAGACGAAGAGCACGGUCCCGGUGGUGCUGAGCGCCGGCCCCAGGUGGCUGCUGGAUGUGACUUGGCAGGGAGCGGAGGACAACAAAAACAACUGUGUGGUGUACAGCAAAGGUGGCCAACUGUGGUGCACCACCACCAAGAACAUGAUGGAGGGCGAGGAGCUGGUGGCGUUCGCCGUGGACUUUGACUCGCGUCUGCAGGCGGUGAACCACAUGUCUCUGAGCGAGGGCAUGUACCCAGCCAGGCUGCUGGACAGCAUCCAGCUCCUGCCGCAGCAGGCCGCCAUGGCGUCCAUCCUGCCCACCGCCAUCGUCAACAAGGACAUCUUCCCUUGCAAGGCAUGUGGAAUCUGGUUUAGGAGCGAGAGGAACCUGCAGGCCCAUCUGAUGUACUACUGCAGCGGGCGGCAGAGGGAGCCAGAGACAGUGGUGGAGGAAAACGACAACAGCCCCCAUCAGACGCCCAACAUGUGUCCCUUUCCACAGUGCAAUAAGAGCUUCUCCGGAGCCAGGGCCCUGGAAAUGCACUUGAGCACCUCACACAGUGGUGUCAAAAUGGAAGAGAGCCUCCCUCCUGGCACCAGCUUGAAAUGCACAAUCUGUAACUACACGGCAGAUUCUCUUAUUACAUUCCAGCAUCACAUCAUGUCUCACCUGUCACAGGCGGCCUUCAGAUGCAAUCACUGCCAUAUCAGCUUCCAGAGCCACAGGGAACUCUUACAGCAUCAGGACUUACAUGGGCACGGCAGCAAACUUCACAGGGAAGGCGACGGCACCGAGCAUUCCCCCAGGGGGCCCGAGGAAAGCCUCCAGCAGCAGCAGCAGCAGCAGCAGCAGCAGCAGCAGCAGCAGCAGCAGGCCCGCGCUGAGCUGGCCAACAGGAAGGAUGCUCUGCUGGGGAGUCCCAAAGGGACCCUCAACAAGGAGACCAGCACAGACGGAGAGGCUGACAAGGCUGAGAAGAAGCCCAUGCUGUCUGUUCAGAAGGGAGAGGCCCACCCAGGCAGCAAAGCCAGUUUUUCUUACACUAGGAUCAAGUCUGAGCCCUCCAGCCCCCGGCUGGCCUCCUCCCCUGUGCAGCAUAACAUGCCUACAUUUCCCAUGGGCCCCUUCUUGUCUCAGUUUGCUUUCUCCCAAGACAUUUCAGUAGUCCCGCAGGCUUCUGAGAUUCUGGCUAAAAUGUCAGAGCUUGUUCACCGGAGGCUGCGCCACGGAGGGAACAGCUACCCCCCUGUCAUCUACAGCCCUCUCAUGCCCAAAGGGGCCACCUGUUUCGAAUGCAAUAUCACCUUCAGCAACCUGGACAACUAUUUGGUCCACAAAAAGCACUACUGUAACAGCCGCUGGCAACACAUGGCAAAGUCACCGGACUUCUCCGCCCUCUCGGAUAAGGUUCCCGAGGCGGUGAGCCCCAACAGUGGUCACAGUUCUGUUAGCAUGUUGACCGGUUGCCACCCUACAGACGCCGACAACCACCUCAUGCAGUCUGCAUGUCUGAACACCAAUGUUUUGGACAUGAUCAACGCUGGGGCCAAAGGGCCUGAGAAGGAUCUAGCCGGACAGGUGAAGAAGGUCUCUACCCCGACAGGUGCUGAGGAGAGGCUGAACGGCAAGCAACUGGAGGGGAAAAGCCCCAGUACAGGUUUGGUGGAAAGUGACAAUGACCCAAACAAGACAACCUGCGAAGCCUGCAAUAUCACCUUCAGUCGUCACGAGACCUUCAUGGUCCACAAGCAGUACUACUGUGCCACGCGUCAUGACCCGCCCAUGAAACGUAUGUCCAGCAACAAGGUACCCUCCAUGCAGAGAACCAUAAGGGCCCGCAAGCGCAGGAAGAUGUACGAGAUGUGUCUGCCAGACCAGGACCACCAGAGGAACCCUAUGGGUCAGGCAGGUUUCCUCGGGGUUCCUCCUAUGAACCCUUGUACAUCCCAGGAAGCUGUAGAGAGCCUAGCAGACCGCUUCCACCCGCGCUGCGACAUCUUUCCCGGCAUGGUACCCAAACACCUGGAAGCCUCCUUGACCGUCACUAAACCUAUUCUGGCUCCCAAAUGCAAUACAGUGGAGCAGCAGGAGCUGGACGCCCCCAUUGAUCUCAGCAAAAAGUGUUCGCCUGUCUCCGACAAGACAUGUAGCUCCCCAAAAAGACUGUUGGACUAUCACGAAUGUGCCGUGUGCAAGAUAAGUUUUAACAAAGUGGAGAACUACCUGGCGCACAAACAGAACUUUUGCCCUGCAACAGCCGCCGCCGCUGCUGCCGCCGCCGCCGCCGCCGCUCAACAACAGCCACAACAGCAGCAACAACACAAUGAGACUGGCAGCCUGGAGCCGACCAUGUUCCCAGAUGUGAAGAGCGAAGGCAAUAACAACCCUGAUGACGUCUACGAUAAGAGCCCGGGCAAGUGUGAGAAGAAUGGCAGUGGGAAGGGGAUGGUGCAGAAUGGAGGCAUGUUCCCCCCUCACCUGGGGAACGUGCCAGGACUCAAGCCUUUUGCUGAGCCCCAGCUCAUCCCAUCAAAAGACGAGAACAAGAAUAUGUUUCUGCCCCACUGCCUUUAUCCCGGAGCAAUAAAGAAGGUGAAAGGUCCCGAGCAACUAUCGCCGUAUUUUGGGAUAAAGCCAACCGAUUAUGUGACCGGGGGACCAGUGAUGCAGGGAGAGCCCAGCGAGCAGGAGCAGAGCGUUAACGGGGGAGGAGGCACAGGAGGAGGAGGAGGAGAGGCAGGAGCGACCAGAGAGCCGGCCCAGCAGCCUGCUGCUAACGGCUGCCCCCACCCUGGCAAGGAGCCCCUUCCCCUUCUCCCCAAAAACCGGGGCAUGGUCAUCGUCAACGGGGGGCACAAGCCCGAGGAGCGUUCGGGCACAGCUCCACCGCAGCAGGAGAAUCAGCCCCAGCCAGACGGCCAACCUCCUAAUCCGUCACCUACGUGGGCCGGCGAGAACCAGGCCGACUCCAACGAGAACAUGUCGCCUUCCUCCAAGUCUCCGGGCGAGGAGGCGGCGCCCACAGCCAACAAAGGCGUGAACGGCUCUGGAAGUGGCAAGUACUGCCGCCUCUGUGAUAUCCAGUUCAACAACCUGUCAAACUUUAUUACCCAUAAGAAGUUUUACUGUUCAUCACAUGCUGCAGAGCAUGUCAAAUAAGUUGAGAAGAGGAAGACGUGCUCAUCUUCUCACUCCCACACCUUUUACCCCCUCCCCCCACCCAACUUU